CUGGCAACAUUGCAAACAGCUGUCAACGUGCCGUCGAUCUGUCAAUGGGGAUACCUUUCAUUUUUUAGUACUCGUAAGAGGUAGGUUUUUAAAUAAAAAUCCUUAUUUAUCUUCAUAAAUAACAUCCAUCCGUCUUCAUAAGAUAUUUAAAUAAGAAGCGUACAUUCCAAAUACAUCCUGCCAAGUGAUAUUCAUGCUUCACACGAAAUAUUUUCUGGAAAAAUUGAUUGUAAACUGUGAGCUUUCUAGGUUAAGUCUAAUGCCAGUGUAUUUAUUUUAGAAAAUAAUCCAAGAUGGGUCGUGUAAUUCGAGCCCAGCGUAAAGGUGCUGGGUCUGUGUUCAAGUCCCACACGAAGAAGAGGAAGGGAGCCCCUAAACUCAGAUAUUUAGAUUUCUCAGAACGACAUGGUUAUAUCAAGGGGGUCGUAAAGGAGAUCAUGCACGAUCCAGGUCGCGGUGCCCCCUUGGCCAUGGUACACUUUAGGGACCCGUACAAGUUCCAAACUAGGAAAGAAUUAUUUAUUGCCCCUGAAGGAAUGUACACGGGGCAGUUCGUGUACUGUGGAAAGAAAGCCAGCCUUCAAAUAGGAAAUGUGUUGCCUGUGGGAACCAUGCCUGAAGGCACCAUUGUAUGUAAUUUGGAAGAGAAGACUGGAGACCGUGGCCGAUUGGCGCGUGCCUCUGGAAACUAUGCCACAGUUAUCGCUCACAAUCAUGACACGAAAAAGACCAGGGUCAAGUUGCCUUCUGGUGCCAAGAAGGUCAUUCCCUCAAACAACAGGGCAAUGGUCGGUAUUGUCGCCGGUGGUGGUCGUAUCGACAAGCCGAUCCUGAAGGCGGGUCGUGCCUACCACAAGUACAAGGUCAAGCGUAACUGCUGGCCUAAGGUGCGUGGUGUGGCGAUGAACCCCGUGGAGCAUCCUCACGGAGGUGGUAACCAUCAACAUAUCGGUAAGGCGUCCACGGUCAAGAGAGGCACCUCUGCUGGUAGGAAGGUUGGUCUGAUCGCUGCCAGGAGGACCGGUAGGAUUCGUGGUGGAAAGGUCGACGCUAAGAAGGACGAUUAAGCUUAUAGGUUAUGUCGAGGUGUCAAUGUAUUUUCGAUCGGAUGUUGUGUUGUUCUUUGGGAAAUAUAUUGCUAUCUGACCAAAUGGUGUUUUAUUUGAUCUGGUGAAGUAA
Acanthoscelides obtectus is the source of this 1179-nucleotide messenger RNA. Lineage: Eukaryota; Metazoa; Arthropoda; Insecta; Coleoptera; Chrysomelidae. The record is from the annotation of a GenBank genome assembly.